AGAGGGGAAACGCACCGGGCGGCCCCCGGGAUCCCUGAAGAAGCGCGGGCAGAAUGUACCAGGGACACAUGCAGAAAAGUAAAGAACAAGGAUAUGGAAAACUAAGCAGUGAUGAAGACCUGGAAAUAAUUGUUGAUGAAAAGCAGGGCAAAGGCUCUAGGGCGGCAGAUAAGGCUGUUGCCAUGGUGAUGAAGGAGAUACCGAGGGAGGAGUCUGCUGAAGAAAAGCCCCUCCUUACUAUGACAUCACAGCUGGUGAAUGAGCAACAAGAAAGCAGACCCCUCCUGAGUCCUUCCAUCGAUGACUUUCUCUGUGAAACCAAAUCGGAAGCUAUUGCAAGGCCAGUAACAUCCAAUACAGCUGUGUUGACUACAGGCUUAGAUCUCCUCGACCUGAGUGAACCAGUCUCCCAGACUCAAAGCAAAGCCAAGAAGUCAGAACCUUCAUCCAAAACUUCAUCUCUCAAGAAAAAGGCUGAGGGACCUGACCUCAUCAGCACAGAUGUUGAGCAGAGAGGCCAGCCCCUCCAAGUCACAGAGACUUCAUCCUUAGAUUUAGACAUUCAAACACAACUGGAAAAAUGGGAUGAUGUUAAGUUUCAUGGAGAUCGAAAUAGCAAGGGGCAUCCAAUGGCAGAGAGAAAAUCAUGUUCAUCUAGAGCUGGAUCAAAAGAGCUUUUAUGGUCUGCGGAACACAGAUCUCAGCCAGAACUGAGUGGUGGCAAAAGUGCCCUCAACUCUGAGUCAGCUUCGGAGUUGGAAUUAAUGGCCCCAGCACAGGCCCGACUGACCAAGGAACAUCGCUGGGGAAGUGCAUUACUUUCCAGAAACCACUCCUUGGAAGAGGAAUUUGAAAGGGCAAAGGCAGCAGUAGAGUCAGAUACAGAGUUUUGGGAUAAGAUGCAAGCAGAGUGGGAAGAGAUGGCCCGGAGGAAUUGGAUAUCUGAGAACCAAGAAGCCCAGAACCAAGUCACAAUCUCAGCAAGUGAGAAGGGAUAUUACUUUCACACUGAAAACCCCUUCAAGGACUGGCCUGGAGCAUUUGAAGAAGGCUUAAAAAGGCUGAAGGAGGGAGACCUGCCAGUCACCAUCCUGUUCAUGGAGGCAGCAAUUCUUCAGGACCCUGGAGAUGCAGAGGCAUGGCAAUUCCUCGGGAUUACCCAGGCAGAGAAUGAAAAUGAACAAGCAGCCAUUGUCGCCCUCCAGAGGUGCUUAGAAUUGCAGCCUAACAAUUUAAAAGCUUUGAUGGCCUUAGCUGUGAGUUACACGAACACAGGCCAUCAGCAAGAUGCCUGUGAGGCUCUGAAGAAUUGGAUCAAGCAAAAUCCAAAGUACAAAUACCUUGUGAAAAGCAAGAAGGGAUCUCCAGGCCUCACUCGGAGGAUGUCUAAGUCCCCAGUUGACAGCUCUGUUCUGGAAGGAGUGAAAGAAUUAUAUCUGGAAGCUGCUCACCAAAAUGGAGAUGUGAUUGACCCAGACCUGCAGACAGGUCUGGGUGUGCUGUUCCACUUGAGCGGGGAGUUUAACAGAGCAAUAGAUGCAUUUAACGCCGCCUUAACUGUUCGGCCAGAGGACUAUUCCUUAUGGAACCGCCUUGGGGCCACCUUGGCAAAUGGAGACCGAAGUGAGGAAGCUGUGGAAGCCUACACUAGAGCACUGGAGAUCCAGCCAGGCUUCAUUCGCUCCAGAUACAACCUGGGGAUCAGCUGUAUCAACCUGGGAGCCUACAGAGAAGCGGUCAGCAACUUUCUCACUGCCCUCAGUUUGCAAAGAAAGAGCAGGAAUCAACAGCAAGUUCCUCAUCCUGCAAUCUCUGGUAACAUCUGGGCUGCCCUCAGAAUUGCCCUGUCUCUGAUGGACCAACCAGAACUCUUCCAAGCAGCCAACCUCGGUGACCUGGAUGUUCUUCUAAGAGCUUUCAACUUGGAUCCUUGAAGGAAAAACAAAAAGAGUAAACAUAAAGAAUAAUAAUCCCUCGCCUGUGUUAUUGUACUGACAAGUGAAAAAAUAUUUUAUUAUGAAUUUCAAAAAAGAUAUAUCAGAUAUUCAAAAGGCCAUGAUCAUAUAACCCAAGGGAAUUAGUUCCCACUGACAAUGCCCAAUCUCUGUUCAGAUCUAGAAGCCCAAAAUGCUGUAAACAGAGCCAAGGUCAGAUACAAAAGAAGAAUUGAAAGACUGAAGAUAAACCAAGAUAAAGUAUGAGUACUCUUCAGGAGUUGCAAGUGUAUUGUAAAACAUGUUCUUUGGAUGUCUUGUUUCCAUCUGCCCCUGAGGGCAAAUCUGAGGAAGUUGUUCAAGGGACUCAUGAAGAAAGCCCUGCCUGAGUUGAGGGAAUUCAGACUAUUUCUAACCUGUCCCCUGAAAUUCCCUCUUUCGCAAGACUGAACAUAGUUUGGGCCAUUGGUGCAUGCACAUAUAUUAACUCAACUAAAGACACACAUUGCUUAUCCCUGCUCCAGUUUUCACUUUUAUUGUAGCCCUUUAUUUCCAGAGAGGGAGCUUUGCUGGCAAAAGCAGUUUUGCACUAGAAAUUUUUGCUGUUCCCAAUCAAAACUUUUCUGGGAAUGUAUAUAUGCACUUUAAUAUCUUACUUAUGCCUUGCUGGAGGUUUGUUUUGUUGCUCCAAUUUUUAACUUGGGUGUGAAAGGUUUGGGAACUGAGAAUUGUUAAAUGGACCAAAUAAAAUGUUAUGGAAAAUACUUUUUCAUAGUAUAAGACUUUGAAGGAGUGUUUUCCUUAAAGCAGACAUGACAUAGAGUGUGAAUAUGUCAAACACAUAUUACUGACAUGCAUUUUGAAACUGUAUGAACAUCAGUAAGAGACAAUAUACUGUCUCUUCGUGCAUUCUCUGCAGGGAAAAACCUCGAUAAGACCAUGCUUUCUACUGAGUUCGCAUUAACUUUGCUUAACUGUCAUAUUUUGCUGGCUUUCUAACUGCCCUGCACAACAAUAUUCCUUUUAAACUGUUACUAUUUGAAAUUAUAUUUCUUGAGUGAUAAGUACAUUUUUCCUUAAAAUGAUGUGUUUCCUCAGUUCCAUACUAACCUGAACCGUUCACCUUCUUGCACUGUAAGCAAUAGAUCAAUAUUUUGUCACUAGAUGUUAAUGGAUGUCUGUGGUUUACUAUGAAAAAUGCAUGCCCCUGUGGCACUUAUUUUAAACAGCAAGUAUCAGGAAUUUUCUAUUGGAAGGCAUUUUAUGUGAUUGGUAAAUUUCCACUUAGUGUUUUAGAGUAUUUUGUGAGUGUUUGGAGCUUGGUAAUUCUA
Dipodomys spectabilis (banner-tailed kangaroo rat) is the source of this 3265-nucleotide messenger RNA. It is a transcript of the gene Pex5l, whose product is annotated as peroxisomal biogenesis factor 5 like. Gene Ontology annotation, biological process: protein import into peroxisome matrix, docking. Gene Ontology annotation, molecular function: protein binding. Gene Ontology annotation, cellular component: peroxisomal membrane; cytosol. NCBI's taxonomy places the organism in Eukaryota, Metazoa, Chordata, Mammalia, Rodentia, Heteromyidae. The transcript has 15 exons. The coding region runs from base 54 to 1934 and encodes 626 amino acids. The record is from RefSeq and is a predicted model, not a curated record.